Bursaphelenchus xylophilus (pine wood nematode) is the source of this 1268-nucleotide messenger RNA. The record is from the annotation of a GenBank genome assembly. NCBI's taxonomy places the organism in Eukaryota, Metazoa, Nematoda, Chromadorea, Rhabditida, Aphelenchoididae.
AUGACUUUCUUCCACUUUGCCAACUGCUGUGUCCUCGCUUUUUCUCCGUAUUUUAUGGUCUACAAGUACUCUGCCCUUUCUGAGUACAGCUCGUUGUUCCAAUUCCUUCAAGCCGGUGGAAUCUACUUUGUCACUCAGUUCUGCAAACUCUUGACCUAUGCAACAUUCUUCCCGUCACCGGACAAUUAUACGAUUUCUGGAGUAAGUUGUUUUAGAAAUUUUGUUGUACUUGAUGUUUAGGAGAAAAAUUGGAUGUUAUUGCUGGGAAUACUUUCUUAAAAAGCCCGAAAGCUGUGUCAGGCCGUGUGAGAUAGGGUUUUAUUAUUUUUUUUUAUCUUGAAAAUGUGGAUUUCUUUCUUGCAGUUAUUUGUUUUGACAUGGAUAAUUUAAGUUUUUUCGAGGAUGCAAAGAUAAAUGAAUUGUGUUGUGAGUGUUUCCAUGGUCUAAUGGAGAUGUUACAAUGCUUUUUUGAACGUUCUCGGCAACUCCGUGACUCUUAAUAACCCAAUCCACAUAAGCUCUCAUGGAUAAUAUACUUUUACGUUUUUUUACUCUAUUCAUUUCAGUACCAACACUUUGUCAUGAACUCGGGUGAUCUCUUCGACGUUGUGGGUCUGUGGCUAGCCAUUAAUAUUGUCAGUGGCCGCGGAGAAGUGCGUUUCCUUGUCUCCGGAUUCAGCUGGGCUUUCGCUCAUUCCAUCGCUUCCCACCUUCUGCCAUUGUUCAUUGGUGCUCGAAAAAUGGCAUUUUCUUGGGCCUAUGUUCAAAGGGGAAUUGAGGCAAAUGCCGAUAUGGUGUUCUUCAUUGGACUGGCGACAUUUGUUUGGCUCAGCAAAAGAAAUGACAAGAACAAUAUUUAUCGAGUGGCUAUGGGAUUUGUGUUGGUUGGAUGGGCUCGUACCGCUAUUCUGGCGUGAGUUUAUGAUUGAUGGAAGAUUUUAGCGUAGAUUUUGUUUAGAUAACGAAAAGUUUUUGCAAUUUUUUUGGCUUAUAUUAUACUAGCCUAAAAAUGUUGUAUGAUAUAUCCUUCUAAUCGUUUUUUAGAGAUAGAAUCAAUAUGGACGUAUUUUACCCCAAAAUAAAGAAUUGCUUUAAUUCCGAUCAAUUUCAUCCAUAAAAUUCGACCUUAUUUUAGCUACCUCCAGACCCAGUACAAUGUCGUUUCAUGGUCUCUGGUCGCCGCCAAGGUGAUCUACGCUUCUGCCUAUGGUCUCGCAGCUUUGGUCACUUACUCAAAUCUCGGGUACAGCACUGCGAAGUCUCUCUAA